ACCCACCAGGGAGAGGAGCCUCCGGCUAGAAUGCCCUGAGAAGGUUAAGGCGUCACUUCUGGGCUCUUCGGGCCUGGGAUGGGCUGAAUUGUGCCCUCUGCUCGUAUGUGGAAGCCUGAUCCCCCGGAGCCUUAGAAUGUGGUCAUAUCUGGAGGUGGGGCUUUCAGGGAUGAUAAGGUUACGUGGGCAUGUGAGGACGGGCUCUAAUCCAAGCUGAUAGGUGUCCUUACGAGGAGAGAAAACGUGGACCCACAGAGCCAUGAGGAAUGUGUGCGCACAGAGGAGAGACCGCGUGAGGACACAAGGAGAAGGUGGCCAUCUCAAGCCAAGGAGAGUGGCGGCAGAAGAGACGAGGCCCGCUGACACCUUGACCUUGGACUUCCAGCCUCCAGAGCUGUGUGAGAAUGUCUGUUGGCGAAGGCACCUGUGCGGCUCUGCUAUUUAGUCCUUGAAAAUUAAUACACCUGCCCCUAGGGCAUCACCUGAAUCAAAUCGGGAAGAAGCGCCAGAUGAACCCGCAUGAGGGCCAUUCUGUCAAGUAACUGACCCCUACUCCUCCAGACAUCAAGGGUAUGAGGGACAAAGCUGGACAGACGGUCCCAGGCUGGAGGAACUUAAGAAGCCUGAUCCUGGUCUCACGCUAGAUCCUGGUCUAGGGAAAAAACACUUUCCUCCUUUGCUCUAAAAGUCUUGAUUAGGACCAUUGGUAAAUUGAAUAAGGUUUGUAAAUUGGGCAUUUGUGUGACACCAGUGUUGACUUCCUGGUUUUGAGCAUCUUACUCGUAUUUCAGAAAGAACACACUGCAGUAUUCAGCCGUAAAAGGAGAACCAUCUGCAAACAGCUCUCAAAUGUUACGGAAGAAAGUGUGGAGGUGGGUGUCUGUGUACAGACCAGGAGUGAAAAAGAGAAAAUAUGUGUAAAAAGACACUGUCAAGAAACAAAACUCAACUGAGUGAAUUUUAUUCAGUCUCCUGGCUUUGUGCAACCGUCCAUCAGGCAGCCUCUGGUCUAGCAGAUAUCGGAACUCUCCAGAAUGAUCUUUCUAGGCAGUCUAGCAGAUAGGAACUCUAUCUAGCCUCCAGUUUAGCAGAUAGGAACUCUCCAGAAAGACCUUUAUAGGCAGAAGGGAGCGGGAACAAGGAACUUACACUGGCAAAAAUGGGGGUUGGUUCGUUGCAGGGGUAUGUGGGCCAGAGUACUAGCUAGGGCUCAUCAGGCCAUUCCUUUUUUUGGCUGGUUUAAGAUUCCAUUUCUGGGAGAGCCAAAACUGUAAUUAAGUCUUAGUUUGUUGACGUGAGGCUUAGCCUAAGUGACUCUAGCUGGGAGUCUGCUGUCUUGUUUUAACAGCCGUGAGUAUCUGAGGGAUCUGGCUGAAGAGUAUAUGGGAAUUUUUUCAGUAAGUCUGAAACUAUGUCAAAAGAAAAAGUUUAAAGGCUUUUCCAUUGUCCUUUAGGAAAGACCCACCUCACCAGCCCUUCCCCCUCCAGGGACCCCAGUCAGCCUGAAAUCCACUGUUUGCCACCCUACGCCCUUACUGAGGCGGCCUCAAGCCCCAGCUGUAAGGCAGGACGUGGGGGCGAGUGGCAGCUUCCUGACUGGGAGGUGCCUUCCCUGGCCUUCAGGGUGGGAAUUUCACCAGAGCCCCUGGGAGCAAGCCUGGCAGAGCUUCUCCAGGUGGGCGCCCUUUGCCCCUGGAAGUUCCCACUUGCCUUCCUCCGCCAUAUAAGUCCUGGGCCUCACCUGGGGCUGAGGGUGGGGUGGGCUGUUGCCCUGGUGUGUCCGAUGGCAGGGAUCUCGGCCAGGCUCCGGGACGGUUGCGUGGCGCUGCUGCUGGUGGCUGCUCUGGGGCUGACGCAGCGGCCACACACCGAACCUGGUCCCUCAGGCCUGUGGCACGGCUAUGACUGUGGGGUCAAGGGCAUGCAGCUAUGGGCCUUCCCGGGGCCAGGCCAGACAAUCCGCUUCAAGGUGGUAGAUGAAUUUGGGAACCAAUUUGAGGUAAACAACUGCUCUGCCUGCUACCACUGGGUCACCACCAAGCCCCCGGGACACGCGGUCUUCUCAGCUGGUUACAAAGGCUGCCACGUGCUGGAGAAGGACGGGCGCUCCCACCUGAAGGUGAUCAUCGAAGCCGUGCUGCCCAACGGUCAAGUUGAGGCAACAGGAGAUGUCACUCUGAUUUGUCCUAAACCUGCCCACACCUGGACUCCGGACCCACACCUGGCACCACGCACAGGCUUCUCCCGCCCCACCCCCCAGGCCUGGUCCCUCCGCCCCAACCCAGAGCACAGCUUCGUCCAUGCGACCCCUGCCUUGCCGUCCCUCGGACCUGGACCCACCUCCCAUGCCACCCAGGCCCCACCCCAGGGGGGCACCCUGAGACCCUGGGGGGUUGACGAGCCAUCAUACCCAGGUGCACCUCUGACUCCAGAGCUGUGCCAGGUGCCCUCGGGGGCCAUCCCCUGUGGAGUGGGAAGAAACUCGAAGGAAGCCUGCCAGCAGGCUGGCUGCUGCUAUGACAACAGCAGAGCGAUUCCCUGUUACUAUGGCAACACAGCAACUGUCCAGUGCUUCAGAAAUGGCCACUUUGUCCUGGUGGUGUCCCAAGAAACUGCCUUGGCGCACGGGAUCACGCUGGCCAACCUCCACAUGGCCUAUGCCCCCACCGGCUGCUCGCCCACCCAGGAGACUGGGUCCUUCGUGGUCUUCCGCUUCCCCCUCUCCCACUGUGGGACCACAGCCCAGGUGGCUGGCAACCAGCUCGUCUAUGAGAAUCAGCUGGUGUCUGACAUCGAGGCUCGGACGGGGCCACAGGGCUCCAUCACGAGGGACAGCACCUUCCGGCUUCACAUGCGCUGCAUCUUCAACGCCAGUGACUUCCUGCCGCUCCAGGCAUCCGUCUUCCCGCCACCCUCUCCAGCCCCUGUGACCCAGUCCGGGCCCCUGCAUCUCCAGCUUCGGAUCGCCAAGGAUGAGACUUUCCGCUCCUUCUACGAGGAAGGGGACUACCCCCUCGUGAGGCUGCUGCGUGAGCCUGUCCCGGUGGAGGUCCGGCUCCUGCACAGGACAGACCCCAGUCUGGUCCUGCUGCUGCACCAGUGCUGGGCCACUCCCGGGGCCAGCCCCUUCCAGCAGCCUCAGUGGCCCAUCCUGUCCGACGGGUGUCCUUUUGAUGGCGACAGCUACAGGACCCAACUGGUAGCCUUGGACGGGGCAGAGCUUUCCUUCCCAUCCCACUACCGGCGCUUCACCGUUGCCACCUUCGCCCUCCUGCACCCUGGCUCCCAGAGGGCCCUCAGGGGAUGGGUUUACUUCUUCUGCAGUGCCUCUGCCUGUUCCCCUUCGGGGCUGGAGACCUGCCCCACUAUGUGCAGCUCUGGGCCCUCGAGACAGCGACGAUCCUCUCCUGCCCACAGCACUGCUGCUGGGCCCCAGAACCUUGUGAGCUCUCCAGGGCCCGUGGGCUUUGAGGAUUCUUACAGGCAGGAGCCUGCGCUGGGGCCCACAGGCUCCCCCAGGAACGUCAACCAGAGGCCUCUCCUCUGGGUGGUCCUUCUGCUGGCGGCUGUUGCCCUGGUCCUAGGGGUCGGUGUUUUCGUGGGCCUGCACCAAGCCAAGUGCGGAAGCUCCAGGAAGGCCACAGAGGGCGAAGGGGCUCAAUAAACCGUUGUGUCA
Molecule: messenger RNA, 3676 nt
Organism: Mustela erminea (ermine)
Lineage: Eukaryota; Metazoa; Chordata; Mammalia; Carnivora; Mustelidae
Gene: ZP1
Product: zona pellucida glycoprotein 1
Exons: 12
Coding region: 1784-3664 (626 amino acids)
Biological process (GO): binding of sperm to zona pellucida; prevention of polyspermy
Cellular component (GO): egg coat
Molecular function (GO): structural constituent of egg coat; acrosin binding
Source: RefSeq, a predicted model, not a curated record